AUGUCUUCAGUCCGGCGGAAAAGCCAUUGUAUGUUAACUCGAUUGGACGUAUCCCUUGGUUUGGACUUGGGCACUGUUGAUCCAGCCACGAACACACAAUCUGAGAAUGAACAAACUGACCAAGAUUCGCACUCAAAGGUCGAUCCGGUACAAUUUAACUUUACAGUACCCUCACCUGGCCGAUAUCGCGGGAUUGCCUUCUACAAAAAGUCAUCCAAAUCUACUGUUCCACGACCCUUUGUUUUUCGAACCGAGGAACGGUCCGUUCUCAGUCGGAGCACUACUCAGAAUAACUCCAUAGAUCGGUCAUUACCAGCUCCGAAAUCUCCGUCAGUGUUGUACAGGACGCCGUUCUACCCGAAACCAACUUCCCGUCCUCCUCUGGUCCCCAUUUCACCAAAACUGGCGACCAAAAGAAGGGCCGAGGAGCGAUCACGCUUCGAUGAGGCUAUUGAUCAGAAAAAGAAAGCGCUGGAGUUUCAGCUGGAGCAGGAGCGCAGGGAACAAGAGGUCAGAGAAGAACGAGAGAUCAAGGCCCUACGAGCACAGUUGGUGCACAGAGCGAAUCCCAUACGGCAUUACCAGCCUGUACCGCAACCUAGACGGGUAUCUCCCACCGUCCCUCGCUCUCCUCGAUUCGCCACAAAACUACGUGGACUCUGAUCUUUGCCACCUGUGUCGUCUGUAUAUAGGCUAACUCCCCUCAAAUGUACCAUACUCGUGAUCCCGUCCUACCCCCUUAUCGUAAACUGCUCUGUGAAUCUCCCUGUAUACGUGCAUUUUGUUGUUCCGUCAGUAUUCUUUCCAAUUCGCUGGUUAUCAUGCUUGUGGCAUCUGCCUUCGUCUUUUGUGCCGCUGGCUUGUUCGCGCAAUAACUGGUUGUCAUAAACAGUGACCUAUGGUUCUUUAUACACACGCAUAUUCAUG
This is a messenger RNA of Opisthorchis viverrini, 927 nucleotides long. RefSeq lists its product as hypothetical. The coding region runs from base 1 to 663 and encodes 220 amino acids. The record is from RefSeq and is a predicted model, not a curated record. The transcript has 4 exons. Gene Ontology annotation, biological process: activation of protein kinase activity; regulation of mitotic spindle organization. Lineage: Eukaryota; Metazoa; Platyhelminthes; Trematoda; Opisthorchiida; Opisthorchiidae. Gene Ontology annotation, cellular component: spindle; microtubule.